GAAAGGCGGGCUGGGUGUUGCUGUUUACCUCAGGGGAGGCUGCCUCCGUCGUUGAGUUUUUUCCCGCGCGCGCCGGUGGCGGUUGGCAGCCGGGCGGGGUUGAAGGAAAAGGGAUGCCGAAGCGCUCCUGCCCGUUCGGGGACUCGGCCCCGCUGCAGCUAAAAACCCGGGUCAGAAUGCGGGAGUUGAGCCAGGGCGUCAUGGGCGAGAGGUACCGGCGAGAAAUCUUCGAAAAAACAAAACAGCUGCUUUUCAGAGGAGCCCAAGCUUACAUGGAUAAUAAGCGGGACGGAAGCGUGGUGGGAGCCCGUCUAAUUGCACAGUGUCCAGCACCACCAGCAGGCAGACCAGAAGCUUGUUCUCAGUAUACUUGUAGCGGACAAAUGUUAAUUGGGCAGGAUGGGAAACUUCGACAGCCCCGCCCAAGAGAAACGGCAACGGCAGAAGGAAUUUCCAAGCCCUGCUCAACGUGCAUAAGAACAGUGGACGCCAAAGAGGCUUGCACGCAGUGCGACCGGCCCAUCUGCAAGAACUGCAGUAGACUCUGCAGCUGCUGUAAUGCUGUCGCGUGUUCCUUGUGUUCAGUGAUAGAAUCAGACUACGUCGGCGAGCAAAUCCUGUGCAGCGGCUGCUCAACGUUUAACGAUUGAGGCACCAGGACGUCUAAUAAGAGCAUGUAUGCUUUUUUUAAAAAGAAAAAAGCUGGACAAUUUUAUUUUAGUGUAUGCUGUCUGCGUAUUUUUGCCCCACUCUAAUAAUGUACUGUAUAUUUUUAUAACUGUGGUCUAAUCGAAUAAACGUUU
Molecule: messenger RNA, 803 nt
Organism: Gekko japonicus
Lineage: Eukaryota; Metazoa; Chordata; Lepidosauria; Squamata; Gekkonidae
Gene: SIVA1
Product: SIVA1, apoptosis-inducing factor
Exons: 4
Coding region: 114-650 (178 amino acids)
Biological process (GO): extrinsic apoptotic signaling pathway
Molecular function (GO): CD27 receptor binding
Source: RefSeq, a predicted model, not a curated record